CUUUUUUCACAAUAUCUUGUCUUGAUCCUAUCCUCUGCUCUUCCUCGAUCUGCGCAACGUUCUCUCUAUUACUUCAAACUCCAUAAUCAUCUCUCGAUUAACCCCUCUUCGUCAAUUUUCCUCUCAGACCAAUCUUGCUUCAGCAUCCAUCGUGUGAUUUUUGUUUAAAAACAGAGAUUUUUCUCUGUGUGUGGCAAUCAAACGACGAUGGAUGGUACUGAAAAGGAUGUGGAGAAUAAACAAUAUCGUUUGCCUCGAGAAGUCAAGGAAGCUUUACAAGCAAUAGCAUCAGAGUGGGAAGAUGUGAUUGAUUCAAAGGCUCUGCAAGUUAUUCCAUUAAAAGGUGCAAUGACUAAUGAGGUCUUUCAGAUCAAAUGGCCAACUAGGGAAAAAGGUCCUUCUCGUAAGGUUUUGGUUAGGAUUUAUGGUGAAGGUGUUGAGAUUUUCUUUGAUCGUGAGGAUGAGAUCAGGACAUUUGAGUUUAUGUCAAAGCAUGGUCAUGGACCAUUGUUGUUAGGACGGUUUGGCAAUGGUCGUAUCGAAGAGUUCCUCCAUGCACGGACCCUAUCUGCUUGUGACUUGCGUGAUCCUGAAAUAUCUGGUCGAAUAGCAACUAGGAUGAAGGAGUUUCACGGUCUUGAAAUGCCUGGUGUGAAGAAGGCUUUACUUUGGGACAGAUUACGAAAUUGGCUCACUGCAUGCAAGAGACUGGCUUCACCAGAAGAAGCUAACUCUUUUCGUCUCGAUGUUAUGGAGAUGGAAAUUCAUUUGCUUGAGAAAUCUCUCUUUAACAAUGAUGAAAAUAUUGGAUUUUGCCACAAUGAUUUACAGUAUGGAAACAUAAUGAUGGAUGAAGAAACCAAAGCAAUCACCAUCAUUGAUUAUGAAUAUUCAUGCUACAAUCCUGUGGCUUAUGACAUUGCCAAUCACUUCUGUGAGAUGGCUGCCGAUUACCACACUGAAACACCUCACAUCAUGGAUUAUAGUAAAUACCCUGGUGUGGAGGAGCGACAAAGAUUUCUGAAAACAUAUUUGAGUUAUUCAGGUGAAGAGCCCAGCAAUACUAUGGUCGAAAAACUCCUAGAAGACGUUGAGAAAUAUACGCUUGCUAGUCAUCUAACUUGGGGUCUAUGGGGAAUUAUAUCGGAACAUGUAAAUGAAAUCGACUUCGACUACAUGGAGUACGCAAGACAAAGGUUUGAGCAGUAUUGGUUAACAAAGCCGAGGCUCCUUGAGGCUUCCGAACACAAGUAAUUUCUAUGGACCCAAUCCAAGAAGAGCAUUUUUACGGUGGUAAAGAGGUAUAUACACACAAAAAGGUGCUAGAUACAAUGAUAUUUACCAACUUCAAAAAAUAAGAAAAUGUAUCGUUUUCUGUUUUACCUUUUUACAAGGCAAAGUGUAAUGGUCAGUAGUUUAUAAUCAACAGUCGAAUUUGUUUCAGAUGAAAUGUAGUUCGCACAACUUGAAUCACAUUUAUUUUUUCUUCGCC
Molecule: messenger RNA, 1492 nt
Organism: Arabidopsis lyrata subsp. lyrata
Lineage: Eukaryota; Viridiplantae; Streptophyta; Magnoliopsida; Brassicales; Brassicaceae
Product: probable choline kinase 2
Exons: 8
Coding region: 208-1254 (348 amino acids)
Biological process (GO): phosphatidylethanolamine biosynthetic process; phosphatidylcholine biosynthetic process
Cellular component (GO): cytoplasm
Molecular function (GO): ethanolamine kinase activity; choline kinase activity
Source: RefSeq, a predicted model, not a curated record